UGUCGGGCGGUUGUCUAUGAGAAGAUCAGCUGUUCACGAGACGCGGCGAUGUCCGAUCACCCAGAUAUUGUUGCACGCAGGCUCAGGCGGCAGACAGGUUGCAGAUAGGCAGUGUGAACACGACGGUCACCAUGGACAACCAGCUGAUUUUCUGUUUGCAUCGUAAAGGGAUAUAUCAAGUGCAGUCACAUCCAAAGCGUGCCGAAAAGUCAUACAAGCGCUCAAGACACAGCCGCCCUUCAGGAGGUCAUCCGCAUAGCUAGGUCGAUACAGAAGAGGCACAUCGUCUAUCCUCACCAUGUCAACAAGUGCUUCAACACGAGUGGGCGACACGCUCGACAUUGUCGAAAACAUCAUCGCCGAGGGAGACUUUUCCUCCAGCGAACUUGUCAACUGCCUGCUGACAUCUUCGACCUUCUUUUAAGCUACUGGUCCGGUGCUGUACCACACCCUCCCCAUCUCCCACGAUUGCAACCCUCUCAUGGGCGCUUCUACGCCCUACUACCAACACCCGCCUCGCUCCCGUCGCCGUACCGCAAAGACAAUCUUCUCCUCAAUGUCCGCAGGGUCUACCUCGAGUAUACCCAAAUUGUUCCAGGAUAUACCGACGCCUACUGGGAUGUCAACCACAAAUGCCUCCCCCUCCCCAACGUUGAAGCCGUCAUCGUCCAGACACUUCCCUGCAACCCUCUCUGCUCUCAAUUGUCUCUGCCUUCAUGGCCCUUUGUCGCGAGGCUGUGCCAUAAGGCCACGCGCGCUUAUAUAGGGCCGUACGACUAUAGCUACACGUCCCCGGGCAACUAUCGAAUCUACCUCCCUCCCCUGCCCAACCUCUACACAAUCUAUAUGUCUGUCCCUCUCGACGAAAUCGACAGCGCCACCUGCUUUCUUCGACGCUACCUCGAUUAUCAACGUGUUGCCAUUUUUGAAGAACUGCAUAUCUAUCUCCGGGACGAUAUCACUUUCGUCAACGAUCCCCUCUCUCUCGACCCCUCCUAUACCAGCUUCGGGGCAGCCAAUCUCGAGUCGCUGAGGAUGCAGAUGAUGUGCAACAUUCUCCCCGAGUUCUGGAGAAAGAAACUAGCAGGAUUCUUGGAACAGUGCGGGUACUGGAGCUGGGAUAAGGGCGUACAUUUGUACGGUCUUCACGAGACGCUGGCUCGGUACGAGUCUGCUACCAGCGUUGGCGGGCGAUUCCGAUCCUCAGAAGAAGAUGCAUUCAUCACCACCCCUAUCCAAAACGGCGCGAGAGGUCGAAAAACUACACAAGGCGCCGACGCUACUUCUCUUCCUGCUCAGACUACGCCUAUCACCUUCCACUCUGCUACCGAGCACUACGACAAGAAUUGGACGGGUAUGUGGGCGCCGGGGGAAGAGCGGUACUAUGCAUAUAUCGUCAAGCCUGGAGAGGAGAUGAAGGUUUUGAGGGAGGAAGCGGCGGAAGAAACGGGUCAUCCUGUUGAGACGUUCCUCACCCUCUCCUGCGCUGAGCUGCAGCAAGUUGUCGAGCUUUGGAAGAACCCACCAGUGAGAGAGAGAGAAUUUUGCUGCCAAAGUAAAGGGAAGACAUAUUGUGGGAAAAGGUGAUGUAUCCCACAAACCCCAUCUCGGAUAGCGAAUGUAGCUCGGACAGAGAGGCUAGCGAUGAUGACUUAUGAAGCCUUGGGAUGAAUGGGAAGUAGUAUUGGACUUUAUAACACGGGCGGAGGACUUGAAGGGAGAGGAGAAUGAUUUGGACUAUGAGGGGUACGAGAUGGAGGAUUUUGAUGAAGAGUAUGUUGAGGAUGAACGGAAUAGGAGGAUGGGCGCAGGGCAAGUGUAUCUAGAGGGUGUUGUGUUUUGUAACGAGGAUGUAUUUUCACCUUCGC
This is a messenger RNA of Cryptococcus amylolentus CBS 6039, 1868 nucleotides long. RefSeq lists its product as hypothetical. Bases 847 to 1587 code for a protein of 246 amino acids. The transcript is spliced from 3 exons. Lineage: Eukaryota; Fungi; Basidiomycota; Tremellomycetes; Tremellales; Cryptococcaceae. The record is from RefSeq and is a predicted model, not a curated record.